Molecule: messenger RNA, 2235 nt
Organism: Coregonus clupeaformis (lake whitefish)
Lineage: Eukaryota; Metazoa; Chordata; Actinopteri; Salmoniformes; Salmonidae
Gene: prodh2
Product: proline dehydrogenase 2
Exons: 10
Coding region: 685-2079 (464 amino acids)
Cellular component (GO): mitochondrion
Molecular function (GO): proline dehydrogenase activity; FAD binding
Source: RefSeq, a predicted model, not a curated record
CUCAUUCUCCUAACCUGCCACGUUAAGUCACCUAACCUGCCAUGUUAAUUAUCGUAACCUGCUAUGUAAACAAACCAUGUGUGGCGACAUAUAUUUUCAGUAUCACCAGACUGGACUUCAUUUACGCUUUUUACAUAAAACCAUUUGUUAUGCCUUGCUCAUAUCGAUAUCAAACAUUAUCGAUAUUGGUGCCCACCACUAGUCUUUAUCAGAGCAAUUGAUAUUUGUGGCUUAGUUUACUCGCAUUUGGAAAAUUACCAGCUAACUUAACAGGCAUGGAUUUGUAAUAAUUUAUAAUUGUCAAAGUUUUAAUUUAAGUGGAAAGUAAAUUUCAUGCAUGCAUGGAGGGACACUUUAUCGGCCUCUAUUGGAUUAAAAUGGUGAAUUGCUGUACUGUAUUGAUGGUCAAUGUUUACUUGUACUGUAUUUCUCUUUGUAUGUGUUUCCAUGUUCUCUACCCCUCAUCCCUCUCUUUCAGCAGGUUCUCAGCUGAGUGUAUCAUCACUUGUUUUUGUCUGUGUGGCCCUGUCAGACUGCUGAGCAAGAGUCCACACAACUACGCAAGCAAGGAAAGCAAACACACCAAAGACACACACACACGCACACAUAUUAACAGGCAUAUUGUUCACAUACACACACACUCCUACACAGACGUCGGGUCAAUUCAGACGCCCUCCAUCAGCGAUGAUGACGUCUCCACUGCUUCGCCCGUCAUUGCAUCACUUCCUAUCGCUGAGGCUGCUGGGUACUGUGACCCCAAGGACGCUGGCGGCAGAACGGUUGGACGCCCUCCCAGUGGCAUUGACCUUUGAGGACCCCAGCGCCUUCAGAGUAAAGAGCUUUGGGGAGCUGCUCCGAGCAUUAGGGGUGUUCCGACUCUGCUCUGUCCCAGUGCUGGUCAACAACUGUGGGAAGCUCAUGUCUGUAGCGCGGACUCUGCUCGGGAAAAGGGGGUUUGCCCUGUUCCUGCGGCCGUCUGUGUAUGCUCAGUUUGUGGCCGGGGAGAGCGAGGGCGAGAUCACCCAUUCCAUGGAGAAGAUGAGCUCCCUUGGACUCCGCCCCAUGCUGGCUGUGCCCAUUGAAGAGGACCUGGGAGAGAGCACUGGGGAGCGACGGUACGACGACAACCUGGCGUCCAUGUUGGAAUGUGUCAGCAUGUCCCAUAGAAAUGCCUGGAGCAAAGAUCCAAUGAUGCAGCUGAAGAUCACUGCCUUGCUCAGUCCAGAGCUGUGUGUGAAGCUAACCACCGUGCUCUCAGAACAACAGUAUGAUCUAGACCUCCUAGUCAGAGCCAUGGACGGAGAGCCAAUCAGCUUCCCCGGUUUACAGGAGAGCGAGAACACACAUUUCCUGUGCGGCCUUCAGAGGCUCAACAAAGUGGGAGAGGCCAGUGCCAACAAAGUGCGAGUUCUGGUUGACGCAGAGUACACAUACAUGAACCCCGCCCUCUCGCUCGUCACCAUGGCCAUGAUGAAGAAGUUCAACCAAGAUGGCGUCUGGAUCUGGAACACCUACCAGUGUUACCUUAAGGAAUCGCGGUCCCUCCUGCUCGAGGAUGUCCGCCUGUCCAUCAGCGAGUCCUUCUGUCUGGGUGUGAAGCUUGUGAGAGGGGCAUACAUGGACAAAGAAAGGAAACUGGCCAAUAAUGAGGGGUGGUCAGAACCUGUUCACGAAUCCUGGGAGCACACCAAUGACAGUUAUAACGGCUCGUUGGACAUCCUGCUGGAACUCAUCUCCCAGGACCCUGAGCGCUAUCGGAUCAUAGUUGCCACGCACAACGAGGAGUCCGUAAGGCGUGCAGUUCAACGGAUGGGAGAGCUGGGAAUAGACAAAGAUGGUGGAUCUGUGUGUUUUGGUCAGCUGUUGGGGAUGUGUGACCAUGUGUCUCUCACUCUCGCCCAGCAGGGUUACUCGGUGUACAAGUCGGUGCCGUAUGGCUCGGUGGACGACACCCUGCCCUACCUGGUGCGCCGUGCCCAGGAGAACCGUACCGUGCUGCAGGGCAUCCGCAAGGAGCGAGACCUCCUGAGACAGGAGCUCCACAGGAGGCUGUGGCAGGGGCUCAGACAGGGAAGCUAGGGGUAGGGAGGACAGGGAAGCGGGGAUGGUGUGGAGGGUGGGUUUGGGCUAAAUUUGCAUUAAAGACAGUUAAUUCAGGAAGUAAACUGAAACUCCUAUUCAAUAAUUGAAAAAAGACAAUCUACUCUCAAUAAAGGAUAAGCAAAUAAUGUCAAA